AUGACAACGGAUAGGAGACAUUCAGAGUUCGCAAUUAACACAGAAUUAUUUCAAAAAGAAUCAAGACCUAGCAGCGCUGCUUUUAGCACUGAUCAGCUUGCCGAUCAAAAUGCCUACAAAAAAGAUAAAUUUUGCUCAAUCUGCGGUCAAUUAUUUUUAUAUGGUCUUAAUCAAAAACUUACUUGCCAAGUUUGUUUCAGAGGUGUAUGUGGUAAAUGCUCUGUGCAGCAAAAAUCGUCAGAAGAAAGCAGUGAAUUAGUAAGGGUUUGCAACAAUUGCUGCAGUAAAAAUCUUCAAGCACAAGUAAAUGAGCAAUUUAAUAGUCAACUUAUAAUUCUUAGAGAAGAAGUCGAUGCUCUUUCGCAAAAACUAAGCAUUGCGACCGAGGAAACCAAAAUUGAGUCAGAUCUAAAGCGUCAAGUAAAAGAACACUACAAAAAGCAGCUUGAAGAUACAACACGAGAAGAAAUGGAGAUAAAAAAUGCUAUGGAAAAUUUUAAGCAAAAUAACAUUAAACUAGAUUUACAGUCAACUCAAAUGGAAAAAAAGAUUGAAAGAAUGAUAGAAGAAUCAAAAAACAAAGAUUUACUAAUUACAGCAGUUAAAGAGCAGAGUGAAGAAAUCCAAAUCCAAAUAGGCAAAAAUCAAGAACAAGCUGAAAGCUUAAAGCAGACUAUAAAUGAUCAAAAAUCUGAAAACGAUAAAAUUGCUGAAGAAGUCAAAAGAGUAGAAGAAGGAAAGGCUAACAGUAAAGACAUACAAAUAGAGCUGAAAAAUUCAAAUGAAAUGGAGUUAGCUCUAAAAUUAAGCAGGAUAAGAGAAAAAAUUGAUGAAAAGAAAGAAGAGAUUAGCCAAUUUUAUCGAAGGCUGAUGGAAAGCAGAGAUGGAGAAAUUUUGAAACAAGAAAAUAUUGGGAUAUUGGAAAAAAUUAUUGAAUUUUUAGAGGAUAAAAAAGGAUAUAAGUCUUUGGAAUCGAGCCAUAUUAUAGAGCAGCUGAAAAACCAAACAUAUGAAAUUUUACAGUUGAAGUCUAAUUAUUUGAGAUUAAAACAUGAAACUGAAAGAAUGGCUGAAAAAAAAGAGAAAAAGAAAAAUGAAGCAAUGACAAGCAAUCCAUGUAACUGUGCAAUUCAAUAA
Messenger RNA from Blepharisma stoltei, 1137 nucleotides. The record is from the annotation of a GenBank genome assembly. Lineage: Eukaryota; Ciliophora; Heterotrichea; Heterotrichida; Blepharismidae.